ACCUCGGCGGCCUCCGUCCAGAGGUGGGCACGGAAGGAGGUCCACGGGCUGGAGUCGCAGAACCUGGCUCCGGGACGUGGAUGGAGAUGGAGUUCGACUGCGAGGGUCUCAGACGGCUACUGGGCAAGUACAAGUUCAGAGAUCUCACUGUGGAAGAACUAAAGAAUGUAAAUAUGUUUUUCCCACAUUUCAGAUAUUCUAUGGACACCUAUGUGUUCAAAGAUAGUUCCCAGAAAGACCUGCUGAAUUUGACUGGCACUAUUCCUGUGAUGUAUCAGGGUAAUACAUAUAACAUACCAAUUUGUUUGUGGAUUUUGGAUUCCCACCCUUUUGCUCCCCCCAUUUGCUUCUUAAAGCCAACUGCAAAUAUGGGAAUCUCAGUUGGAAAACAUGUGGAUGCUCAAGGCAGAAUAUACUUGCCCUAUCUUCAAAACUGGAGCCAUCCUAAAUCUGUCAUUGUUGGACUAAUUAAAGAAAUGAUUGCCAAGUUUCAAGAGGAACUUCCCCUGUAUUCUCUACCAUCAUCUGAUGAGGCACGGCAGGUAGACUUGCUGGCCUAUAUUGCAAAAAUCACUGAAGGUGUCUCAGACAUAAAUUCAAAGAACUGGGUAAAUCACGAGCAUAAAACAGUCAAUAAAAUUACUGUGGUUGGAGGUGGAGAACUAGGUAUUGCCUGUACAUUAGCAAUCUCAGCAAAGGGCAUUGCAGACAGACUGGUCCUCUUGGACCUCUCAGAAGAAACAAAAGGAGGGGUGAUGGACCUUGACAUCUUUAGCCUGCCUAAUGUGGAGAUCAGCAAAGAUUUGUCUGCCUCUGCUCAUUCCAAGGUGGUGAUCUUCACGGUCAACUCUUUGGGUAGUUCUCAGUCCUACCUGGAUGUGGUACAAAGCAAUGUGGAUAUGUUCAGAGCCCUUGUCCCAGCUCUGGGACAUUAUAGUCAACAUGGUGUCCUGCUUGUUGCAUCUCAACCAGUGGAAAUCAUGACAUAUGUAACAUGGAAACUGAGUGCAUUUCCUGUAAAUCGAGUGAUCGGAAUUGGAUGUAAUCUGGAUUCACAGAGAUUACAAUAUAUUAUUACAAAUGUCUUGAAGGCACAGAUGUCAGGAAAACAAGUAUGGGUUAUUGGUGAGCAGGGAGAAGAAAAAGUGCCCACAUGGGGUGGCCAAGAAGAAGUAAUGAGUCCUAACUCUCAGGUGCAGUUGUCCAACAGAGCCAUGGAACUGUUACGGGCAAAAGGCCAAAGAUCCUGGUCUGUUGGACUAUCGGUAGCUGACCUGGUUGACAGUAUUGUAAGCAAUAAAAAGAAAGUACAUUCUGUAUCAAUUUUAGCAAAGGGAUAUUAUGGCAUAAACAGUGAAGUGUUCUUAAGUUUGCCUUGCAUCGUUGGAACCAGUGGCGUAUCAGAAGUCAUCCAAAGCACAGUGAAGGAAGAUACAGUGACCAAGAAACUCCAAAGCAGUGCAUCAUCAAUCCAUGGUCUCCAACAACAGUUAAAACUUUGAUUCUAAAGUUCAGUUACCGGAAGGGAAAGGUCAUUUAAUUUGGCCAACAUAUAUAGGGUUAAGAAUUUCUGUAUCUUAUUACUUACCCUUACAAACUGCUUGGUUAAGGGGGACGGUUUCCGGUUAGCUUUGUAAUUUGAAUCCUUAGGGAGUGUGGGGGGGAGAUCUAGUUUUCUGUGUUGCUCUUGAGCUAUCUAAACUGUUCUUUAAACCUCCAGCAGAAGUAGACAUUCAUCUACAAUAUGCAUCAUUUAAAUUUAUGGAUCCUCAACUAAAAGCACAUUCAGCACUUUGGGAAUAUUUUGAAAGUAAUAUAUUUUUAAAAGAAAAAUGACUCCCUGACUGUUAUAAUAAACACGAUAAGCUGAACGUCCAGUAUUGAUUUACAGAAUCUGUGCUAGGUGUACUUUCAAAAGAUCCCCAGCCUAAGGUAUUGUUUCUUCUUUAAAAUGUAAUUGGUAGUAAUGGGAAAGCAUUUUGUUUCCCCUCUUCAAAUUAAUUAGCUACCAAAAAAAAAAAAAAGAAUUUUAUGUGCCUUUUCAAGUAGUAAAAGAGCAAGUGAAAUUUUUUAAUAUUGAAGAAAAAGUGUAGUUAAAUUUCCAGUGAGACUGUCCUUUCUGAAAUUUUUUAUAACCCUUUCUUGGGCUAUAUAAUAGAUCUCCAACAUCUCAAAAGUCCACUAUACUAUUAGUAUCAUAAAGAAAUGUAUAUUUUUAGUGGAAAUAGAUUAUGAAAAAAAGAAAGCCAAGCAAUUUACCUUAAAGCUAAAAUAUGAGGCUUUCUU
Callorhinus ursinus (northern fur seal) is the source of this 2286-nucleotide messenger RNA. It is a transcript of the gene UEVLD, whose product is annotated as UEV and lactate/malate dehyrogenase domains. Gene Ontology annotation, molecular function: L-lactate dehydrogenase (NAD+) activity. The record is from RefSeq and is a predicted model, not a curated record. Lineage: Eukaryota; Metazoa; Chordata; Mammalia; Carnivora; Otariidae. Gene Ontology annotation, biological process: protein modification process; pyruvate metabolic process; protein transport.